AUCCCCGGCUUAGUGGAGGCACUAUCCAUACCAAAUGGCAAAGUUUGUUCAAAUUACUCACCCAAAUAUGUUGAUCGCACCUAUGCGUGUCUGCAAAACAUACAGGAAGGUAAUGCCAUUUUCACGUUCCCGGCAUCACCCGUCAAAUGUCCGGGUGCGCCACAGAAGAUUGUCUACAUCGCUGAGCACUAUUUCCGUAAGCUUGGCAAGCGCAACAAGAUUACGGUUACGUACAACACAUCGUUGCCCGUAAUUUUCGGCGUGAAACACUAUGCCGACGCGCUGUGGAAAGUCGUCGAGAAACGAGACAUCAAAGUGAAUUUGCUUCGCAACUUGAUUGAAGUGCGGCCUAAUGAAGAUGUGGCUGUAUUUCAAAAUCUCGACAAACCAGAGGAGAUAUUCGAGGAAAAGUUCGCCAUGUUACAUGUCACGCCACCGAUGAGCACACCAACUGUGUUGGCACAGUGCAAGGAAUUGGUGAAUGCGGCAGGCUUCGUGGAUGUGGACAAAUCAACGCUACAACAUUUGCGCUACAAGAAUGUCUUUGCUAUCGGCGAUUGCUCGGCGUCACCCAACUCAAAGACUGCCGCAUCAGCAGCAGCACAAUCGCCUGUUGUAUAUCGCAAUAUGUUGGCUCAGCUGAAGGGAAAGGAACUGAAGAGCGCCUACGAUGGUUACGCUUCCUGUCCACUAGUCACUGGCUAUCACAGCUGUAUUUUGGCUGAAUUCGAUUAUGAUUUGAAACCAUUGGAAACAUUCCCAUUUGCACAGAAUAAGGAACGCUAUUCAAUGUUCUUUUUGAAAAAGGCCUUAAUGCCUACACUUUACUGGAAAGUCAUGUUGAAUGGCUAUUGGAAUGGGCCAGCGCUAAUGCGUAAAGUUUUAUCUGUACUGAAGUUCGAGAAGAAGGUGAAUGCAUAGAGGAAGUUUGCGAAAAAAAGUAUGGCCUUUGAAUUUGUUAUUUGUGAGGAGAGGAUUACAAUAAAAAACUCUUUUUUUUGAAAUUGCAUAAAAUAUAUAAAUUUAGCUAUGCAAAAGUGUUUUUACAGUAAUUUAUGCUGCUUAAGAAGUACAAAAAUACAGCACUGACAAAAAGAAACGAGGACAAGAGCGCAAGAUGACAUUCGAGUUGCAACUUUUUUCAAAAUUUGAUCAAAAAGAAGUGAUCAUGCAAAUAUUUUGUGAUACAUACAUAAAACAUUUUUACUGUAAAAAAGAAAAAGACAUAAAAUAAAGCUAUAAAUAAUUA
Messenger RNA from Rhagoletis zephyria (snowberry fruit fly), 1249 nucleotides. RefSeq names its product sulfide:quinone oxidoreductase, mitochondrial-like. Gene Ontology annotation, molecular function: sulfide:quinone oxidoreductase activity; FAD binding. Gene Ontology annotation, cellular component: mitochondrion. Lineage: Eukaryota; Metazoa; Arthropoda; Insecta; Diptera; Tephritidae. The record is from RefSeq and is a predicted model, not a curated record.